AUGCAUUCUGCUCGCGACGCUGUCCGUCACGAGGAGACAAAACAGGGCUUGACAUCGACGCGGAGCUGGGCUCUUUUUUGUCUUUUAUGCAACUUUCAGUCGCCAUUUCAGCCCACAUCAAAUGUACGCCAUGUUUGGGCGAGUGUGUGUCUCAAACCAGCCAAUCGCACACUUUCGAACCUACCGAAAUGGGAGGAUAGUCACCCCAGAAGGCUUGUGGUGACUUGGCAAGACUCGGCUGAAAGGAGUCAUUGGAUCUUUUGCAGUGACAAAGUUAUUAUUCAAGAAGUAACGUUAUUUUCUGGUCGAGUUUGCCACAUUCUGUCUGAUCCGAUUCCUGAGCUUGCCAAUAAGCUGCAUCAAGUCACGCCACUUUUCGCUUGCCCACGCCAGAAAUGA
Protopolystoma xenopodis is the source of this 399-nucleotide messenger RNA. The record is from the annotation of a GenBank genome assembly. NCBI's taxonomy places the organism in Eukaryota, Metazoa, Platyhelminthes, Monogenea, Polystomatidea, Polystomatidae.